UGGGGUGAAAUGCAUUUACACAAAGCAGCCCGCGUAGCUAUAAUUCAAAUUUGGUCAAUUUUGAAGCUUUGAGUCUUGACAUUGCCCGGACUCAGAGAGCUUGCUCACUAGUCACUACUACUUUCAAAGACAACCCUCUUCAAUUCAAACAAUGGAGCCCCCAGCUCUGAAGCUCGUAAUGGUCCAAGGCCCACGCAAAGGCGAGUCCAUAGAAUACCAACCCGGAUCCAACAUCCGAAUCGGCCGCAUCGUCCGCGGCAACAACCUCCCUAUCAAAGACUCCGGCAUCUCUUCCAACCACCUCUCUAUCGAUUAUUCAUCCGGAUCCGGGUCGCCCAAAUGGAUCCUCCGCGACCUCGACUCCUCAAACGGUACUAUCCUCAACGGAACCAAGCUACAACCAAACACGCCUCACGAUCUCUCCGACGGCGAUUCUAUCAAGAUCGGCGAGUACACUUCCAUCCUUGUCAACAUCGUUUCCAGCCACGAUGAGAGCCAACUCAGACGGAACCCUAGGCGCCGAGCCGCCCAGGCACUUUCCGUGGAACAGGUUUCAGAGAUUCGCGGCCGGAGAGGUAGGGUUUUGAAAGAGGCAGAAGAAGCUGAGAAAGGCGAGGUUUUGGACACUAGGAAUCGGAGGAGAGCUCCUCCGAGAAAAGCUAAGGUUUUGAAGAGUUAUGAAGGAGAAGAAGAGGAAGUCCGGAAUGGUGUUCCUGAAAUUGUGGAACCAGCAGCAGAUAAUCGUGGCCGGAUGGGCAGGGUUUUGAAAGAGAGCGAAGAAGCUAAAUGCGAUGAGAAAAUUGAGGAUUUGGACAAUCGAAGAAGAGCUCCUCCGAGGAAAGCUAGGGUUUUGAAGAGUGAAGAAACAGAGGAAAUUGGUCUUGAAUCGGAGAAAGAGAAACCAGGGCAGAACACAGGCACGCGGCGAACUCGGAAUGUGAAGAAUGUGGUUUCGGAUUCAAUGCUAGAGAAGAUUCCGGAGAAUUCUGGAGUGGAGUGUGCAGAAGUGGAGGUUAAAGGUAAAAAGAAGCGAGGCAGGCCAACGAGGAAGAAUUUACGUGAAGAGCUGCCUGAUUGUAAUCUAGUUGAUGAGUUGGAGAAUGCAAAGGAGACGAAUUAUGAUGAAAAAGCUGUAAUUGAUGUUGAUGAAGGUGCGGCUGUGAAUGUAAUUGUUGUUGAUGAUGAUAAGGUGAAAAAUGAGGGUGAAUGUGGUGUUGAGGAAUUGGAGAAUGUGGAGGAAAUAAAUUUGGAAGAAAAAGUUGAAAUUGAUGUGGAUAAAGGCAUGGCGGCAAGUGGAGUUGUUGGUGAUGAUAAUAAGGAAGAAAGUGAGGGCGGUUGUGGUGUUGAGGAGGGGUUUGAUUUGGAGAAGGGGACGCUGGGGGAGUGGUUCAAUUAUUUGGAGCUGCAUUUGCCAAAACAGAUCAUUGACGCGACUGAGGAGAUGAUUGUAGGUAUGAGAAAGAAAGCCGAGCGAGUUCAUGAAUAUAUGUUGGAGCAGAGGAAAGCGAAGGGCAAAGUUCUGGUUGGAUAGAGGGAGAAGCGGCUCGGUUAUCUGGUCUUAGAAGUAUCCCACAUAUUGAAAGUGCUGCUAAUAGAUAUGAAAGUUCUAUAAAACAAUCCUACCAGGUCUUUCUACCAUGGACUAUGUACUCUUCUGGACCUUCUGGUUAAUAGUGGACGUCAUAUGUCGUUAGUUAACUCUGCUGAAAUAAUUUGGGCUUUGCUGUGGGGGCUUGAACACUUGAGAGGCUAGGUUUUAACUUUUAAUUGAUGGUGCGUCAAGGCAAAGGUAGUUCAAAAGUGUCCCAAAUGCUAUUUUGUGCUGCAUCUAAGGAGACACAAACACCUGAAACAAAUUUGGAGUUAGAUAUGGGAGAAAAUGGAAUUGGAAGGACCAAUUUCUCAGACAUUGUUAGAGAUGUGUCGGCUGAUAUGGUGGGAACUGCGUCUAGGAAUGGAAAAUAUGAUAACUAUGGGUCUUCAAAGAAGAUAAAAGCUGAUGGAAAUAUUUCUUCAGAUUCCUUGUGUUCUGAUACUAUUGAGAAGGACUGAAGCUUAGGAAGGUUGCAGUGAAGACUACAGAGCUGUGCAAGUGAAAGAAUAGCAGUAAUUAUGAUUACAUGAAGUUUACAGUCUAUUUUUUGGGCGUUUUGCCAAAUAAAUUAUACAAAUCCAUCCACAACGGGUGCAAAGGGCCUAAAACACGUUAAUGUAUGACAGAUUAGCUACACUACAAAAAAGGGGCUUGACGAUAUCCCCUUCGAAUUAGGAGGAACUAAUUUUUCAAGAUACGUGCUACACGAUUUUCCCCUCCCUUUCAAGUGCAAUAUCUCAGUGAUAGUCUCAUGUAUUGGACCUCCCUCAUUAAGGGCGGGUUUUAACCCCAUACGUGAAGGCAGUGUUAGAAUUAUAAUUAAAUGAAGAGAUUCAUCAUUUCCUAACAUCUUAAACUUUUUGGAUAAUGGGUAAUCUAUCAAUUAUUACUGUCACACGUGUCAGAGGGGUUAUGUGUUUGCACUUGUUUGUACAACUAUAUUUUGGAAAUCUUCUAAACAAGCAUGUAUUGC
Molecule: messenger RNA, 2567 nt
Organism: Quercus robur (English oak)
Lineage: Eukaryota; Viridiplantae; Streptophyta; Magnoliopsida; Fagales; Fagaceae
Product: FHA domain-containing protein At4g14490-like
Exons: 2
Coding region: 152-1531 (459 amino acids)
Molecular function (GO): mRNA binding; protein binding
Source: RefSeq, a predicted model, not a curated record